AUGAACGCCCUUCCACUGUCAUUUAUUUUUCAGUCCCUUCCUGGAAUGCGCAUCUGGCUGCUCAUUGUCCUGCACCUGCUACAUCCUAUUCGGCUUAUCUCUGGCCAGUUAAUUGACACCGUCAAUGUACAGGAGAACAGUGAAGUGGGGACAGUGGUCUACGACCUACGUGAGCGGCUUCUCCAAACACUCUCUAUCGAUGACCUCGCUAACGUUACGGCCUACGCAGGACAACAAGACCUCUUCUGGCCAUUUGCACUGAAAGACCUCCGUAUUAUCGUUGCCCGACGUCUAGAUCGUGAGGAAAUCUGCAGUAAACAGAACAGCGCCCAGCAGAGCGCCCUCAAGCAGCGAAACAUGUUCGGUGGCGCUGACAACUCUCAUACAGCUGGCACCGGCGCCGCUGAGAGUACUGUAGAUUGGAAUCCUCAAGACUGUCCUACGUAUGACUGCUGCCAAUUGCUACCUGUAAAUGUCAUUAUCAGCCCCACUAGUCCCACCCAAGUCUUUUUUAUUCGUGUAGCCGUGCAAGACGUCAACGACAAUGCUCCAUCCUUUCCCCACGUGGAGUCACCCUUCGCUACAAUACCCGAGGAUGUAGCAGUUGGAACCCGGAUAUUCUUGCCAGAGGCUGCUGAUGCCGAUAGUAGCACCGAGGAGGGGACGGUUCCCUACAUAAGUCCCAAUGAUAAGGACUUUGCUGCAAUGAUAAUGAGGCCAGCCCUUAAAGUCGUCAGUUCUUUGGAUCGUGAAACGGAAGAAUUGUACGAGUUCGUCCUUGAGGCUAUUGACGGUGGCGGUGGCGGCGGCGAUUGGAAUGAAAAUGGACGCGUAUUUGUGAACAUUCAGGACUCAAAAAACCGCGCAAACAGCCUCUUUCGAGUUGUCCUCCGACCCGCCCCACUGCCGUCCUCAGAUUACGUGGGUCGUUAUCAAGGCGUCAACAUGCUGCCCAGCAAGCCACAGGGUUCCUACUAUACCGGCUAUCUGCAGUUGUUGGACUACCUGGACGCAGAAGUUUUACCUCCCCAAAUGCGAUUUCAAAUCUUAGCGACGGAUAACGGACAACCACAGCUGUCCUCUAAGGCAGAAGUGGUUAUAGAUCUGGUGAACGUCAACGACCACGCUCCGAGUAUCAUCUUCCUGAGGGAGGGCAAGCGACUGGGUGAGAAUCGCCUCACCCUGCCCGAGGUACUCACACCACCGGGAUCCAUGGUUGCUGAGGUGCACGUCACAGAUGCCGACUCCAGUCUCUCUCAGUUGACCUGCCGAAUCACUAGGGAAACAGAGACUUUCAGUCUGCUGGAAGUAGAGGCAUUAAAUAUUGGUGGCAGAAAUGCUCUGUCCGCUGGUUUUGGUCGACCGGCGUUGCCACUACUCUUCUCCAGCUAUCGUCAGUUCUCUAUCCGAACGAAGGCUAAACUAGACAGAGAAGCAAAAAGUGCCUACAUGUGCAUAAAUCUGUUCUUUGUGGACCGCGCACACCAUAACACUACUAUAGCGAAAACGUACACUUAUUAUGUGGAUCAACAGAUCUUCAAUAAAUGCGUAAGUGGUCCAGUUGUCAUUUAA
Molecule: messenger RNA, 1572 nt
Organism: Dibothriocephalus latus
Lineage: Eukaryota; Metazoa; Platyhelminthes; Cestoda; Diphyllobothriidea; Diphyllobothriidae
Source: the annotation of a GenBank genome assembly